This is a messenger RNA of Drosophila innubila, 1700 nucleotides long. It is a transcript of the gene Lapsyn, whose product is annotated as leucine-rich repeat-containing protein 4B. Lineage: Eukaryota; Metazoa; Arthropoda; Insecta; Diptera; Drosophilidae. The record is from RefSeq and is a predicted model, not a curated record. The transcript has 7 exons. Gene Ontology annotation, molecular function: protein binding. The coding region runs from base 318 to 1355 and encodes 345 amino acids.
UGCUUCAAUUCCAAGUCUGCGGUUGAAUUGAACGGAUCGGUUCCGGUACUGCUCGUUGUUCUAUAUGCUGGUUGAUCAUUUCGUACCGUCGGUGGACGCAAAAGAUUCGUGUUAAUUGAAAUUCAACGGAAACUUGUGUGUGAAACGAAGAUUUAUUUAGUGCAGUGUCUGCUCAAUUCAGAAAAAUGAUAUUCUACUAAGGAAAUAGAAUCUAAAAAAAUUCCAAUAUCUAGAAUGAGUUGCAGAAUUAUCUCGCUUUCUUAAGGAUAACACGUAUUAAAUGGGAUUAUACCACACAACUUCAAUUACUUAAGAGCAUGGAGCUGCGUUGCCUGCUAUUGAAUAUUGUCUUCAUAUCCGUUGUGAAUGCGAUGUUGGCCUUUGGCUUUGCCAAUCUGGAUGAGGAAAAGCGAUGUUCCUAUGGUCGCAUCGAGAAGCUGAUGAGAAUCCGCUGCCACGCCAUGGACCUCAAGGAGGUACCACAGAGCCUCAAGACCUCCGUCGAGGUGUUGGACUUAUCGUACAAUCGCAUUAGGAAAUUGAAAAGUAGCUCAUUUCAGAGAUACAGCGAUAUUAAAUUUCUAUUGCUGUAUGACAAUAUGAUCUUAUCGGUGGAGCCGGGAACAUUUGAACCACUCACCGCACUGCAGGAAGUCGAUCUAUCGAAUAAUGGAUUAACUACAAUUCCCAUGGAGUUAUUUCAAUUGCCAAAGUUGCGCAAUCUCUAUAUAGACAGCAAUGAUCUGAGGAACCUGCAUCACGAUCUGCAACUGCUGGAGACGCCAAUUGGGGCGCCACUCGAAUACCUGAAUGUGGCCAACUGUGAACUGCACGAUAUACCCGAUCUGGGCAUACUGCCAAAUCUGUGGCAACUGAAUGCCUCGCUGAAUCCAUUGAGCAACUUCAACGUGGAUAAACUUGGCAAUUUGUGCCAUUUAAGAGUCAUCGAUCUGACCAAGACUCAGAUGAGUCCGUGCAGCUGCCAACGAGUUACCAAUCACCUCAGAGACAUAGGCGCCAAUGCGCAGUUUGUGCCCCUUUGCAUGGAGGCGCUAGACGGCGACGCGUGUCCACUGAACUACAAUCGCACCGUGGACUCGCCGACAUUCCACAGUUGCCUGGCCAGCGCUGAGUUGGCCGAGACGCGCAGCUUUUGGCUAUUUGCCGCUGGCUGUUUUGGCGGCAGCUUCUUGGUGUUGUUAGUCUUUUGCUACUGCAUCCACAGAUGGCGCAAAAAGCGUCAGAAUCGUCGUCUUAGCCAAGCUGCCCAGAAUCGCAAGCAUUUCGUCAUCUCGCCACGAAAUGCGACGAAUCAUCGGCUGGAGGAUCAGCCCCUGCACUGUGAUACUGCCUGAAUCAUAACCAUAAUCAUACGAUAUAACAAUAGCACUUAGUCAUAAGUAAGACAACUAAUUUAUUAGCUUAGCUUUAGUUCCUUUACUUAAACUUAGUUUUAGACAUGACUUCCUACCGAAUUGCCAAAUGAAUAAUUGCCAAAAAAAAAAACAUCAACAAGUGCCUUGCUCAUGUGCUACUUUAGAAUUGUUCUACUUACAAUUACACUAGAUUUAGUUAGUUUUACUUGAGCUAAUCAAUGAGGUGCCUUAGCAUAAGUCAGUAAAAAACCAUCCAAAUAAUUAUAUUUACACACAUGACAGUAAGAAUAAUUGUUAAAUAAAUACAAAUUUUAGUUAAUAGCA